AUGAGAGCUGUCGCAGCCUACUUGCUGGUGCUGUGUUAUGGUUUACUCUCCACAGCGUGGACCUACGAGGAGGUCCCAGGGCCGUAUCCUACUGUACAGACUGAUGCUGGGCAGGGGGAAGUGGUCGCAACAGACAGCAACAAUUAUGCGUAUUUCCUGAGUGGAACGGCUUGGCACAGACUGGGCUCAGUUACAAUCAAGCCUGUUUCAGUGGGACCUGCAGGAAUUUGGGGAGCUGACACCUCAAACAGGGUAAAAAUCACACCAACCACCUGUGAAAUCAGUGGCUGGCAACAAGUGUCAGGGUCUGCGACAAUGGUUGAAGUGGCGACUGAUGGAAGUGUCUUUGUAGUGAAUCGAGCUGGCCUGGUCUACCAAAGAACUGGCAUCUCCAGUAGCAGGUCGGACCUACAUCACAAUGUGCACCUGACCUACGACCUGGGCCACCUUUAGGUCGUGAGCAACGGGCAACCCACCUCUUAAGGACCUGUGUGGCUGUCCCCAGCCUGUCCCAGACCCUACAGUACAUGGAGAACCCUUCCCAUAGGCCACCACUGUCACUUACUUUGGGUGCA
Messenger RNA from Siniperca chuatsi (mandarin fish), 575 nucleotides. Its product is annotated as fish-egg lectin-like. The transcript has 5 exons. NCBI's taxonomy places the organism in Eukaryota, Metazoa, Chordata, Actinopteri, Centrarchiformes, Sinipercidae. Bases 1 to 453 code for a protein of 150 amino acids. The record is from RefSeq and is a predicted model, not a curated record.